This is a messenger RNA of Epinephelus lanceolatus (giant grouper), 4342 nucleotides long. It is a transcript of the gene heatr6, whose product is annotated as HEAT repeat containing 6. Lineage: Eukaryota; Metazoa; Chordata; Actinopteri; Perciformes; Serranidae. The record is from RefSeq and is a predicted model, not a curated record.
AUGGCGGCUCAAACUGGGUUGGCACCGGCUUCUGUGAGCCGCAGUGAUGUCCCUACCUUUCCUCCGGUGGCUCUGUCCGCGGAGGCCGCCCCGUUCACCCCGCUCGGGACGGACGGCUGGCGGCUCGGCUCACCGUCGGACGUGGAGAAACAGUUUUCCCGCUGCGCCGCGAAGCUCCGAGCCCUGCGGGCAGACUCCGGCCAACUGAGAGAGGAGCUCAACCUGCUGUUUGACCAGCUGCUGUCCGAAAACUACAACAAAACCUUCGACUUUAAUAUCAACAUCCGACCAGAGGAUGUUUGCACUCUGCUGAAACAUGUCAGCUGUCUUGUGCCACUGAGUCAAGAACAUCUAGUCAUCAAACUCUGCCAGCUAAUACAUCAUCUACUCAAUCAGCUCAAGGUAAUAAUGGACGAGCAGACAUUAGACGUAUUGGUGAACUAUACCGCCAGAGCACUGAAAAUGUGCAGUACAUGGACACACUCAGAUGUCCUUCUGGCACUUUCCACAGUAGUGUACGGGAACGGACCUCAGUGCCAACAGCACCUCAGUGACUUACUGGGUGAAGAUGGAGUCCUCCUGCUGUAUAGCUCUCCAUCUCAGCCAAAUAUGGAGUUACGCCGUGUUGCUCUCACCUGUAUGGCCAACAUCUGUCUCAGGAUUCCUGGUCAGCCACCGUUGGAUGAUCAAUACAGGAGUGUAUCUUUCAGAGUCUUCCUGAAAACACUGCAGUCACCCAAACCUCCCAACACUGAUGAGCUCUUUUACUGCAUGGUGAUCCAGGCAGCACUAAAGGGACUUCAGUGUUGUCUCUCAGGAGGGAAGUGGAAAUUUGGUGGAGGGGAGGAGCUUGGGUCUGUACUGGCUGCACUAAAGAGGCUCAUGUUUCAGGGAGCUCCAGGUGUGAGUGUCGAGUGGCCAGCAGUGCUUUACCCAGCACCUCUUCCUCAAUAUGAGGGUCUCCCUUCAUCGAAACCUGCUGAACCAACAAAACCUGAACCAGCAAAGGACGCAGCUGUGCCAGGCAAAACCUCAGGAAAUAAAAAGAGGAAAUCAAGAGGAAAGGGGAAGAAGACGAGCACUGAGGAGAGCAGAGGGGAUGAUGGAGAGGAAGAUGAUCGAGAGGCAGUGCCUGCAUAUCAGAAAGGAGGGGGAAGAGAUGGAGGCAGAGGUGAAGGAGAAUUCAUGUCUAAACUCUCUGGCCCAUCUCUCUACCCGUCCUGGAAAAGAGCCAGCUCUGACUCUGAGUUUUCAGACCCAGAGGGCAGUGCACAGUGCAAAUUAAGGCUUUACCACGGUCGUGUGCGUCAGAGAGCACUGCACUGUCUGCUAGCGGUGGUAAAAGGUGUUGAGAAGAGGACUCUGUAUGGCUACUGGUCCUCAUUCAUACCUGACUCCCCUAUUGGGGGGCCGCCGCCUCUCACUCUCCUCACAAUUAUCCUGAAGGACCCCUCACCAAAGGUGCGUGCAUGUGCGCUUCAGGUGUUGUCGGCCAUGCUGGAUGGCUCCCGUCAGUUCCUGGCUGUGGCUGAAGAUACAGCGUCUCCUCGUACGUCUUACACCCCUUUCUCCUUCACGCUGGCUACUGCCGUCAGAGAACUGCAUCGCGCUCUCAGUCUGGCUCUGCUGGCUGAGACGUCCCCUCAGACGCUCACACAGGUCAUAAAGUGUCUGGCCUACCUGGUGGCGAAUGCUCCCUACCACCGUCUCAGACCUGGUUUGCUCAACUCACUCUGGAAGCAGAUGCGUCCCUAUGUGCGCCACAGAGAUGUGAAUGUCCGUGUGUCAGUCCUGACACUCUAUGGGGCUCUGGUGACGACUCAGGCACCUCUCCCUGAGGUGCAGCUCCUCCUCCGACAGCCAGAGGGCAGCGGCAGCAGCAGUACUGGCUCCUUCACGCCGCAGGAUUCGGCUCUCAGCUGGAGACAAAGAGACGGAGUGUCCUCGCCCUCUCGCACACCAGUCAAAUCCUCCCUGCACACGCAAUCCCCCCAGGUUUCUCACACACCGAGGGAGGAGGACAGCACCCCGCCGUGGCUUCUGCAGCUGUGUGUGUCGCUGGUGACUCAGCCUAGAGAGGACCAAUCAGACAGCGAGGGAGCAGGAACAGGAGGGGGCGCUGCUUUAGAGCCCUCUCCUGUCCGACUAGAGGCUCUACAGGUCAUGUCCCACCUGGUGCGUGGCUACUUCUCUCUAGCCCACGUAUCUCUGUGUGAGAUUGGGCAGGUGAGUGCGCGCUGCCUUGGGGAGACAGACCCCUCCAUACAACUCCACGGAGCAAAGUUACUGGAGGAGCUGGGGACAGGAAUAAUCCAGCAGUACAGAGCAGAAAACAACAUACCUGAGAGCUCCAGGGUCCCCAUGAACCAAGUGGUGCUCUUCUGGUCAGAAGUCUUGAGUGGUCCACUGAAUGGAGCACUGCAGAACGAACAACACCCCACGCUGCAGACGAGCGCAUGCGACACGCUCUCCUCCAUUCUGCCGCAGGCCUUCUCACAGCUGCCUGAUAAGACGCAGCUGAUGUGCAUCACCGUGCUGCUGGGGCUGACCUACAGUGAAAACUAUCUGGUGAAAACCGCAGCCGUCAGAGCUCUGGGAGUCUACAUACUGUUCCCCUGUCUGAGAGAGGAUGUUAUGUUUGUGGCAGAUACAGCAAACACUAUCCUCGCUGCCCUCGAAGAUCGAUCCCCAAAUGUCCGUGCCAAGGCUGCCUGGUCCCUGGGCAACCUCACAGACACACUUAUUGUUAAUAUGGAGAGUGUAGGCGUGGACUUCCAAGAAGAGUUAUCAGACAUGCUGCUGCUCAAGAUGUUGCAGGCAGCCACCCGAGCAUCGGCCGACAAAGACAGGGUGAAGUGUAAUGCGGUGCGAGCACUUGGAAAUCUGCUUCAUUUCCUGCGUCAGAGCCAGCUGACCCGCUCUGCGUUCCAACGUCCGCUGGAAGAGGCAGUACAUGCUCUGGUUAAAACCGUCCAGUCAGAGGCCACUAUGAAGGUCAGGUGGAAUGCCUGUUACGCCUUGGGAAAUGCUUUCAGAAAUCCAGCCCUGCCGCUCGACUCAGCCUCGUGGUCCUGUGAUGCCUUCUCCUCCCUCUGCCAUGUUGUCACUUCCUGCAAGAACUUCAAGGUGCGGAUCAAGUCUGCUGCUGCUCUGGCAGUUCCUACCAACCGCGCCUGCUACGGGGACACAGAGCGCUUCAGCUGUGUGUGGCGAUCCCUGGCUGCAGCGCUCGAGAACAGCGAAGACACAAAUGACUUCUUAGAGUACCGCUACAGUGCCAGCCUGCGACACACGCUCUCACAAGCUCUCCUACACCUGCUCAGCGUCAGCCAGUCUCAGGACAUGCUUGCCUUGGGGGCAUCACUGGCUGGGGAGGAGGGUGGGGGCAUCAAAGAGCAUUUGAUUAAAUAUCUCAGAGCAGAGGAAGGAGGAGGAGAGGGGGCGGAGGGAGAGAAAGAUGCAGGAGGGGACAGUUUCACCCCUCAGCAGAGAGUCGGAGGUCUGCAACAGACCCUGAUCAGACUGAAGGAGUUGAAGGCUGAAGGAGAGAGAUGGAGAGAGGAGGAGAGCGGUAAAGAGGUGGUGGUUUAUUUCCUGGAGGAUUUGUUAAAGACCUGUGAGGAGCAGUGAAGACUCCCAUUACCAGCUGUAGCGCUGGGUUUCAGUUAGAAAACUAGCUGAGAUCAAGAAGACGGCGCUCUCAAGUUGGGCAAAUAUCCAAGCAGCUGUAAGCAGCUUUGUCAUAAUGUGAUUGUAGGACAUCACAAGGAACCACAAGACUGUCUUAAAAAAAGGCCACUUUUUUUCUUAUGUACAUUUCAAGACAUUUUGAAGGUCACAGUGGCUUUUAUUUCCUUUUAUUCAUCUAUUUGCACUUGCACUCUUAUGGAUUAACAUCUGACGUACAAAGACAUGCCAUGUAAUCAUGUUUUGAGAACAAAAUAAUUUAAGUGAUGAAAAUAUUGUGUUGUUGUUUAACAAAAUUUUGUUGCCCAAGUUAAUUAAGAUGAUUUUUUAAAUUGUUUUGAUGUAAAGAGAAUUUUGUCUGAACAUGUCUGAUUGCAUUGAACAUCAAUUUGAUUAUUCUUUCCUUGGUGUUGUAAUUUACAUACAUCUGCCAUAAUGAGAUAUUUAUCGAUAUAUGAAAACUACUAUUUCACAGCAAUAAAUCAGAUUGUGAAGUCCACUGCAUUGUAUGUGUGAACACAGCAAUGAUGCUGACUGGACACAUGAAACAGCUAGGAAGAUGUUAUCCAUAUUGAACAUGAUUUAAAUGCAGUACAAAAGUGUUAUGUUUUGUUCAGUGUAUAAUAUGUAAUAAUAAUAAAUAUUUUCAGUUAUA